Guyanagaster necrorhizus is the source of this 1310-nucleotide messenger RNA. RefSeq lists its product as uncharacterized. The record is from RefSeq and is a predicted model, not a curated record. Lineage: Eukaryota; Fungi; Basidiomycota; Agaricomycetes; Agaricales; Physalacriaceae. The transcript has 3 exons. Bases 458 to 1051 code for a protein of 197 amino acids.
GCCCUCACUCACGUACCGCCAAUGGACCACACCCUGCACACGACAAUCAAGCACCGCAAGAGACCUCGUGAAAAUAGAGGACUGUCCCAGUCUAGCUUUGCUUUUGCUUCAAUCCAGUACCUGCUUUCCUUGCUCUCAAAGUCUCUCAAGCCUUUCGCGCCCCAAAUCAUUCCUCUUGUUGUCUUUAUUUUCUUGAUCCCCCUGACAUUGUCUCUUUCUGGUCUCGCAGGAUGGAUAGUGUGGAAGAAUGUCGCAGUUUCCUGGCAGUUUCCGUUGUUUCUCCAAUAUGGGUGAGUCGUGAGCAACAGUCUCGUGAUUAGCUGAUUCUUGUCUUAGAGAUGGUCUAGCUCCAUACGCAGAAAUCAGUCUUCCUCAGUUAUCAUCGCAGCAACCUUAUGAUGUACUACUACACCUUGUUGUUCCCGCUACCGAAUCGAACCUUGCAUUAGGAAACUUCAUGGCGUCUUUGAGGCUGUCAUCGGAUAGUAACCAAACCCUUGCAGUCGUUCGCCGUCCGGCCAUUGUCUUGCCACCUCAUGCUUUCUUUUUCUCCGGCAAACCCUCAAGCUUCAAUAUUGACAUCCAGCUUUUGCAUUCCUACACGUUUGGGACGAACUAUGCGAAUGCUCAUGUUCAGCUUGGUCGCCAGGAUGGAUGGAAGACACUGGGAAGUGGCCAAGGUCGUGAACUUGCUGUCUCCGAUGCAUCCCUCCGUGGCGUUCUCGUACAUCGCGGAAUGCGAGGUCUUGUAACUCGCUUCCCGUUCAUUUCAGCCGUGAUAUCUUCAAUGAUUUUCCUUGUCACCCUGCUGGCAAUGAUCAGCUUGUGCAUUCUUCCAACUAUGCUGUCCGGGUUGAGGCAAGAUUAUAUCGAUGAUGUCGGGAGCGAGUCUUUUGAUGACGACAAUCCCCCAAGAACACCGGCUCCAGCCGUCCCGAGUUCUGACGAUGACGAGAAACCACCACGUAGUAGGAGAACUUCUGGAAAGUCUAGGCCGAGGAGAAUUUCAAGUCGAAGAUCGGUAUGUAUCGGUGUUGCUGUUCCAAGGUAAUGUUUCAUUACUUUCUUAUAGGUGAAAGGGGAACCAUCAGACCGGUCGAUACCAUCUGGAUCUGGAGAAAGCUCAGCUUCUCUUCGACGGCGUCGGUUGCGUAUGUCAGAGCGUUUGUCUGAUUCUGAGUGACAUUGAGUGGAUGAAGAAGUAUUUUGCGCAUUGUUUUAAUAGUACUGUAAUGCUAUAGCUGACUUGUUUAUUACACUUUCUUCUUGAAGAGCUACGCCUUGCGAUAAUUACAAUCACCUUUGAACAA